Messenger RNA from Dioscorea cayenensis subsp. rotundata (Guinea yam), 918 nucleotides. RefSeq names its product probable glutathione S-transferase. Gene Ontology annotation, cellular component: cytoplasm. Gene Ontology annotation, molecular function: glutathione transferase activity. The transcript is spliced from 2 exons. NCBI's taxonomy places the organism in Eukaryota, Viridiplantae, Streptophyta, Magnoliopsida, Dioscoreales, Dioscoreaceae. Gene Ontology annotation, biological process: glutathione metabolic process. The coding region runs from base 82 to 762 and encodes 226 amino acids. The record is from RefSeq and is a predicted model, not a curated record.
AGUUAUAAAUUACCACAAUAGAAACAAUGGAGUAGAGAGUCUAAAGCCACAAUAUAGUUCUCUCAGAAGGCAAAAGAAAUAAUGGAGAGAUCAGUGAAGUUGCAUGGGCACUGGGCUAGUCUUUUUGUACAUAGAGUUCAACUGGCUCUUCAUUUGAAAGGUGUAAAGUAUGAGUUCAUAGAGGAGGACCUUGACAAUAAGAGCUCUUCUCUCUUGUUGUACAACCCUGUGUAUAAGAAGGUUCCUGUUCUUGUUCAUGGGGACUGCCCUGUAGCUGAGUCCUUAGUCAUCCUUCGGUAUGUAGAUGAUGUUUGGAAAGACAACCCUAUUAUGCCUGUUGAUGAUCCUUAUGAACGUGCCAUGGUCUCCUUUUGGUGUCACUUUGUUGAUAAUAAGUUGUUUAAAUCCUUUGGAGCAGCGAUUAGAGCAUCAGGUGAAGAACAAGCAAAGGCCAUUGAAGAGUUUCAUCAAAACUUAAUGUUUUUGGAGCAAAAGCUUGCUGAAAAGGGGAGUAAAUUUUUUGGGGGUGAAAAAAUUGAUAUGCUUGACAUUGUUAUUGGAUGUGGUUCUCACUGGUUCAAAGCAGUUGAAGAGUUAUCAGGACUGAAGCUCAUUGAUCCCAUUUUGUUCCCUCACUUCCUUGAAUGGAAGCAGAAUUUUAUUGAAAGUCAGGAAGUGAAGGAAGUCAUCCCUCCUUUUGAAAAACUCACUGACUAUGCCAAAAGCAUUUACAAGAAAAUUUUGGGCCAUGAUAACAAUUAAAUUAAAGAUUUGAACUUAUUGCUUUUAUAUCUUGUUAUUGUUAAUUUGUUUGGUUUAAUAUGGACAUGUUUUGUUGUUCUUGUAUCAAGACAUUUGAGAUUUGUUCCAGGUGUAUUGUGUAUCUUCAAUAUAUGAGUGAAUAAUGGUUGUUAUAAA